This is a messenger RNA of Danio rerio (zebrafish), 1655 nucleotides long. The record is from RefSeq and is a predicted model, not a curated record. Lineage: Eukaryota; Metazoa; Chordata; Actinopteri; Cypriniformes; Danionidae.
UCGCACGCUUACUGCCCCCAAGCGGUGACUAAGUGAAAUGCGAUACAGCACCUUUCUCAGGUGUCCACCGCCGUGUUGAGAGGUAAACAGAUAUCUGACUCAUACUCACGCCGCUGCUCAGAAGAGACCUCGCUCAUGGAGCCCUGACACACUUUCGUUUCCCAGCAUGCAGCAGGAGCUUUGGCUGAGGGCCCUUCCUGAUACCUGCGUGUGCGAUGAGAUCAGCCGCUGCACAAUCACUCCCGAUAAGACCAACCGAGCAAGAACUGAAAAAUGCCAUAUCCAACAGCAUCGCCGGACACAACCACGUCUCCAGCAGACCAGCACAGCCUCGAGCCAAGUCCACCUCAGACACAGUUCAUUGCGGUUCUUUGCAUCAUCAUGGCCAUAAUCGAGAAAAUGCAGAUAAAUGUGAUACUGCCGAGGGUCCCUGGAACCUGAACAACCCAGUGAAAGCCUCGAGGAGCCACCAGGAGCUUCACAAAGAGCUGUUACUGGCCCACAGAAAAGGGCUGGUGGUGUGUGCUAAGCCAGAGCUUCAGAUGGUCCUGGAGAGGAGGAAGAGAGAGAAGACGCAGAAGGAAGAGGGCGAGCAGAGCAGGAGUCCUCUGGAGCAGGUGCUUCUCCAACGCCAGCAGAAGCAUCAGGAGAUGAUGGUCAGCAGCCUCCUAAAUAAGGAGAAGGAAGAGGAGCAGAAGGUACGCGAGGAGGUUCAGCUUUUGGAGUUUGUGCGAGUGCGGCAGAACUUGAAGAAAGUCCACACGGCUCUACAGAAGAACAUUCACUCCUGAAGCAGAUCAUCUGACUAAAGCAAACUUUAUUUGGCCAUCCAGUUUCAUUGUGAAAUAAAGCACACGGUGAUGCGUUGAAACAAUCCUGUUAUUAAUUCUUUUCAUACAUUUUAUCCGGUUGAACAUCAUGUUAAUAGUCCAUUUUAGACGUUGUUCUAAUGAUAAGUAACUUUGCAACUACCUGUCAAAUAACUCUCAUUAGAGGUUUACACCAAAAAAAAGGUUCCAUACAGUUUCUUCAUGCUGUCCCAUCUCAAAUCGGUUACUUAAAAUUAUUUGUUUUUUACAAUUUAAGAGGUUGAACCUAAAACAAUUAAGUUGUUCCGCCAAAAAAACUUUAAAAAAUUAUGUUAUUUUAACUCAUUUUAGGUAAGAUAAUAUUAAUAAUAUUAAUAUGCUGUAGAAUAUUUGCAAACUAUAAAUUUAAGGUUAGUGAAAUAAGCUGACGCAUAGUUGCAAAGUUACUUAUAGUCAGGAGAGUGUCUGUUGUGGAUCUAUUAUGAUAUGAAGUAUAGCAGAUAUUUAAAGGAUUAGUUCACCUCCCAUCCCCCCAAAACAGUCAAUUUCACCCCCUCAUGCUGAACCACCGAAGUCACAUGGAAUGUUUUGACAAUAUUUUUGGUUUCUUUUUCUGGACUUUGAUUGUCUUUUAGUAGUUGCUGUCUAUGGAGGAUGAGGGAGCUCUCUCAUUUCACCUAAACUAUGUUUAUUCUUGUACUGAAGAUGAAUGAAGGUCUCAGAUUUUGGAACCACAUGGGGGUGAGUAAUUAAUAACCUAAUAAUAACUCAUCUGGUGACAAGUAGUUGCAGACUUGCUUGCUGUUAGUAGAUUGUCUAAAGUGUUCAAUAAUAAAGUGUUACAUU